Molecule: messenger RNA, 954 nt
Organism: Adineta ricciae
Lineage: Eukaryota; Metazoa; Rotifera; Eurotatoria; Adinetida; Adinetidae
Source: the annotation of a GenBank genome assembly
AUGCUAUUUUUUCAGGAAAUGGAAUACAAUGAUGUAGUUAUUCACGAUGAACAUAACUCCAAUGCAUUUCUUAACGUUUUAACAGUGAUUACUCUCGUUUGCAUCUGUGUUCUGGGAACAAUCGGUAAUUCAAUUGUUCUCAUUGUCGCUGUUUGGAAACAGAAAUAUUCGUCCGUGACGAAUUGUUACAUUAUUAAUUUAGCAAUAACAGAUCUUUUAUUUUUACUCAUUUCCGUUCCGUUAACAACUUAUUUAGGAUUAACAAAUAAAUGGAUUCUCAGCGGGAUUGUUAGCUGUCGUGUUCAUGUUUACCUUGCUUAUGUACUUCUUCAAGCAACAUGUUAUACAUUGGCUGUUAUGAGCGUUGAUCGAUAUCUUUAUGUGGUUAGUUCUCAUCCGCGUCCACCUUGGCGAACACCGCUGAAUGCGCUUAUUAUCUGUAUUCUCAUCUGGAUCGUUUCAAUUGCUUUCAUAUUUCCUUAUACGUCGUUCUCGUCAUCGACAUCGAACGCGGAGAUGGCGCCGAUAAAUCCUUGUGAAGUGUCAGCGUAUCAUCCCUUUUUUGCAUCAUGUUACUUUCCAUUCUGUGCUUAUUACAUAUUACCACUAUUGGUUAUUGCUCUUUGUUACACAAGACUAUUUUGUUAUCUGCGAAAGACAUCGAACGCAAUCAAACGGCAUAAAAACAGUUUAUUAAAAGAUGGCCCAUGCGCACCAUCCAAUCGUCGCCGAGUGAUCAGAACACUAGUUUCAUUAACCUGUGCAUUCGCCCUAUGCUGGCUUCCAAUUCAUACACUUGAAUUUCUUAAUUGUCAACGUUUAUUGGAUGAUUUUUAUAUUCAUCAUACAUUUUUACUUAAUUUAUUUCGAGUUAUCUCACACGCACUAUCAUAUUUUAAUUCAUGUUUAAAUCCAUUUCUAUAUGCACUUUUCAACAAAGACUUUUUCCAGUAA